AUGGAGGACAGGAGCCAGUUCGACAUCAACGAUUCACUCAAGUAUUACUUGAGUGACCCCGCGACACUCCCUACCCCGGAUGCAGACCCGGAACUGCUGGAUUGCGAAUCGGAUCCCGAGUCAAUCUCGCCUGCGCUGAUUGACAAUGUUUUGAACCCGAUUGUUGAUGCGGUGGCAGAGAACCCUGAAGGAUUAACGAAAGCAUCCGUUUUUGACUCACUCCAAUUCUUGCUAAAGUGCGCAACGGUCCCUUCCCAAUUUUCCCGUGGAGGCUCUCGCCCGCCAGGAAUCGACUCUGACGAACCUUUUUACACUUGCAGAUACUCCACGGUCCUUCCUACGAAAUCCCUGAGCAAGCUUUUAGAUUUGGUUGUUUCAGGUCUCUCCGUCGAGGCCGACAUCAUCCAUGGAGACUUGGAGUCCGACGAACAGGAUGCCAUCCAGGGCCACAAGCAGCUACUGGAAAUGUACGGAUUCCUCCUACAAUGGGGUCUAUCUGCUGUUGAGGUUAAAGCAGCCGAAAAGCCCGCCGACGCAGCUCCACUGCGACGAGGAGGACCCAAGUCUAAGAAAUCGGCGAAGGACGGACAGUGGGACUGGACACCGCAGAUUCAAAUUUCCAUGGAGACCAUGUGCAAGGUGAUGAAGCUCAAGCUUGGACGCAUCUUCCUCACAACUUCAGAUCGUGAUACGUUUAUUAAUCUUUUCACGCGUACCAUCUAUCUGGUACUUGAGAGUGAGCAACGGGUGAAGAGUAUGGCUAUUCGCAUGCACGCCUUCAAGGUUCUGUGUAUUGCAGUCAAACACCACGGUCAUGCAUUUGGAGCCCAAACAUCGAUUGUACAAAGUUUGACGUACUUUGAGCACUUGUCUGAGCCCAUGGCCGAAUUCCUACACAUUCUGGCAGAACAAUACGACUACCCGCAGCUCUCCGAUGAAAUCUUGAAGGAGCUGGGAAAUAAAGAAUUUAAUUCAAAUGACACAAGGGGACCGAAGUCUGUCUCGUCAUUUAUUAUUAAGCUGUCUGAGCUUGCCCCCAGAUUGAUCAUCAAGCAAAUGACACUUUUGGCAAAGCAGCUUGAUAGUGAGGCAUAUACACUCCGUUGUGCAGUCAUUGAGGUCUGUGGAAACCUCAUUGCUGAUCUCAGCCGACAAGAAGAACCCAGCGACAACUACAAAACUCAGAUCAACGCCUUUUUCGAUGUCUUGGAAGAGCGUUUCCUUGAUAUCAACCCUUAUUGCCGCUGCCGUGCAAUUCAAGUAUUUAUGCGAAUUUGUGAUCUGGAGCAGAAAUUCCCGAAGAGACGUCAGUCCGCGGCUCAACUGGCAGCUCGAAGCUUGGAGGACAAGAGUAGCAAUGUCCGACGUAAUGCGAUUAAGCUGUUGUCUAAGCUGGUCUCUACGCACCCAUUCAGUGUGAUGCACGGCGGACAGCUUUCAUACAAGGAGUGGAACGAGAGGCUCGAUGGUGUUGAUGCCGAAUUAAACGCUCUUCGACCUGCCGAGACCCCUGGGUUUGAUGCAGGUGACAUGACACAGGUCGAUCCUGAACUACUUGACGACGCAACACAAUUACCAGACGACUCACCUUCGAAAGCUCCCCGAAUGACCGAAGAAGAAAAGGUUGUGGCCAUCCAAAAAGCCCAAGAACAGGCUGCGACCUCUGAGCUGUUGACACGACUCCAGCUAACCAGGAAGUACUACAACGAGGCCAUCCGCUUUAUUGAAGUACUUCACUCAGCUUCUACUAUUGUCUCGCAAUUGCUGUCUUCGCGGAACAAGAGCGAGGUUAUCGAAGCCAUGGACUUUUUUGUCGUCCUUGACGCGUACAAGAUCGAAACGGCCCGCAGUGGAAUUCGUCGCAUGCUCCGUCUUAUCUGGACCAAGGGCAACAGUGACGAAGGAAAGGGCGUUCAGACUCAUCUGAUUGACUGCUACAAAGGCCUUUUUUUUGAUGCACCGGGCUCUUUUAGUCCCAACGACGCUGCCAACUACAUUGCCCGCAACAUGAUCAGUCUGACAUUUGGUGCAACACCUGCAGAGUUAACAUGUCUUGAGCAACUGCUCAGCACCAUGAUGAAGGCUGGAAAUGUAUCGGAGGCAGUCAUCGCUAAGUUAUGGCAGGUUUAUGGUAUCCAGAAGAAGGAGAUCUCAAAGACCCAGCGCCGGGGUUCCAUUAUUGUACUCGGUAUGCUAGCUCUGGCAGACCCUGAGGUUGUGGUUAAGGAAAUUGAAGCCAUGUUACGUAUUGGCUUGAGUGGUCAUGGAAAGUCCGACCUCGUGCUCGCCAAGUAUACUUGUAUCGCUCUGCGACGCAUGAUUCCUGGACGACAAGCCAAAUCAAAAGAGGUCGGAGUCACCAAACUGCCCAGUGAUCACUCUGUGCUGGUCAAGCUUGCUGCCAUGCUCGAAAUCGAGACAAACAGUAAGGAAUGGUAUGGAGUCGCAGAGCACGCGCUCAAUGCGGUCUAUACUCUCUCCAAGCACCCCGAUGUACUCUGCUCGGACAUUCUUCGGCGGAAAACAAUAUUCGUCUUCCAGCCACACCUUCAACAGCGCCCACCUUCUUCCCAUGCUUCCGCCGCUGAUGGCGAAGAAGAAGAGCGACCUGGAACAGCAUCAACCGAAGGACAUGGAUCCAAGCCCAAGCCAGCCUCUGCAGCACUUUCGCAGCUGCUGUACGUUGUUGGUCACAUCGCAAUCAAGCAGAUUGUUCAUUUGGAGCUGUGCGAACUCGACUUCAAGCGCCGCAAGGUUGAACAGGAGAAGAACAAGGCUGCCUCCGCCCCUCAAAAGGAAGGUAACACCGACGAGGACGAGCUUGACCUCAUCGGCGGAACUACCGAGGAUGAUUUCCAGGACGCCAUGGCCCACAUCCGAGAGCGUGAACUUCUUUACGGAGAGAACUCGCUUUUGGCCAAGUUCGGUCCUCUUGUAACAGAAAUCUUGGCCAAUAACAAUGCCUACCCGGAUCGUGAUCUUCAGGCUUCCGCCACCUUGUGCCUGGCCAAGCUUAUGUGCGUUUCUGCAGAGUACUGCGAGAAAAACCUGCCCCUUCUUAUUACCAUCAUGGAGCGGUCCGAAGAUCCCAUUGUGCGUAGUAACGCUGUGAUUGCCCUGGGCGACAUGGCUGUCUGCUUCAAUCACCUUAUUGACGAGAACACUGACUUCCUUUACCGUCGUUUGAAUGAUGACGACGAUUCUGUCAAGCGAACAUGUCUCAUGACUCUCACUUUCCUCAUUCUGGCUGGUCAAGUCAAGGUUAAGGGUCAGCUGGGCGAGAUGGCCAAGUGUCUGGAGGACGACGACAAGAAGAUUGCGGAUCUGGCUCGCAUGUUCUUCACUGAACUUGCAACCAAGGACAAUGCAGUCUACAACCACUUCGUCGACAUGUUCAGUCUUUUGAGUGCCGAGCGCAACCUGGAGGAGGCAUCUCUCCGUCGCAUUGUCAAAUUCUUGAUAGGCUUUGUCGAGAAGGAAAAACACGCUCGUCAGCUAGCCGACAAAUUGGCUGCUCGACUUCCUCGCUGCGAGACAGAACGCCAGUGGAACGAUGUCGCCUACGCUCUGUCCCUUUUGCCACACAAAAACGAGGAGAUCACCAAGACCGUCAGUACCGGGUUCAAGGUCGUCGGUGUGGCAGCCUAA
This is a messenger RNA of Penicillium nucicola, 3648 nucleotides long. Its product is annotated as condensin subunit YCS4. Gene Ontology annotation, biological process: meiotic chromosome condensation; mitotic chromosome condensation; mitotic cell cycle. The coding region runs from base 1 to 3648 and encodes 1215 amino acids. Lineage: Eukaryota; Fungi; Ascomycota; Eurotiomycetes; Eurotiales; Aspergillaceae. Gene Ontology annotation, cellular component: nucleus; condensed chromosome, centromeric region. The record is from RefSeq and is a predicted model, not a curated record. Gene Ontology annotation, molecular function: histone binding. The transcript has 5 exons.